This is a messenger RNA of Oncorhynchus kisutch (coho salmon), 2734 nucleotides long. RefSeq names its product zinc finger protein 79-like. Gene Ontology annotation, biological process: regulation of transcription by RNA polymerase II. The transcript is spliced from 2 exons. The record is from RefSeq and is a predicted model, not a curated record. NCBI's taxonomy places the organism in Eukaryota, Metazoa, Chordata, Actinopteri, Salmoniformes, Salmonidae. Gene Ontology annotation, molecular function: DNA-binding transcription factor activity, RNA polymerase II-specific; RNA polymerase II cis-regulatory region sequence-specific DNA binding. Bases 659 to 1915 code for a protein of 418 amino acids.
UAAAUAGUGGAAUGGGGUGGUAGUGUUCUGGACUAGGAUUAGACAGGGUUAAAUAGUGGAAUGGGGUGGUGAGUUUUUAAAGAGGGUUAAUAGUUGUCAUGGUAAUUGUCCUUGUUCCCGUCUUACCGGAAGUAAAUGCAGGUCGGUUGUGACUGGCCUCCCACUCCAGUACAGUAGGCGGCGGUGUAAUGCAGACAAAUCCGCCAAAACAAAUCAUAAAGAAGAAGAAGAAGCGACUCAUCAGUAGCAGCUUGCUAAACCAAACAAAGAAAGAGUUAAGUGUCCAGACACGUCCUGUGGAUGUUAGGCAAUGUGUUUUAAAUACACUUAUGUUUACACCUUAGUACCGUUAAUCGAGUUUUUUAAAUUUCACAUCCAGUUAGGGACGUCGUUGUUUGUCUGUUGCUAAUGUUAUAGAUAGAUGGCUACGGCCGUUUCGACGGCACCAGUAGCUGAAGCUAAUUAACUUUUCACCAACACGUUUUCCAGAAAUAAACAAACGGCUUGUAACAAUUUAUAUAUUAAGUUAAAGGAUUCAUUUUUUACUUCGGCGAGUAAAGAACCGUCGGUGUCCCCAUCUUUCGUCAAACCAGCUGGCUACUAUAGGUAUCUUCUUGUUGGUAUAUUGACCUAAGCUAGUUGACUAACAUUCCCGACAAUGAGCUCACUAAGUUACUCCCCCCUUGUUAAAGAAGAGGCGGUCUGCUGGACGGAGAAAGAGGGUAUGUUGGUGAACAGUGUCGAGGAAGAGGACGUUAUUACAGUGAAGGAGGAGGAUGAAGAAGAGGAUGCCGUUUUUGGAGUGGGGAAGGAGGAGGAGGAGGCUGCCACAGUGAAAGAAGAAGAGGAGGAUGUUACAGUGAAAGAGAAGGAAGAACCUUUUGGAGAGGAAGAGCAGGAUAUCUCAAAAGAGGAAGAUGAAGUCGUUUUGGGAGUGAAAGAGGUGACUGAAGAUUUGAUUAACACCAGAGAGAGACCAGACUCUCACUCUGACAGCGGGAAGAGUCCUUCAGAGGAUCCAGAUCCAGAGGCAUCCAAACCAGCAAGACAACACCACUACUGCCAUUGUGGAAAGAGUUUUUGGUGGUUAGGGCACUUUAGAGACCAUAAGAGAAUGCACAUAGGGGAGAAGCCUUACCAAUGCUCCCAGUGUGAAAAAAGUUUUAGCCACUUAUGGAGCCUGAAAUCACAUAAUAGAAUACACACAGGAGAGAAGCCUUUCCACUGCUCCCUGUGUGGAAACAGUUUUACCCACUUAAGGGCCCUGAAAAGACAUGAAAGGACACACACAGAAGAUAAGGCUCAUCACUGCUCCCAGUGCGGAAAGAGUUUUACCCUGUUAGGGAGCCUGAAAAGACACGAGAGAAUACACUCUGGAGAAAAGCCUCACCACUGCUCUCAGUGUGGAAAGAGUUUCAGCUGGUUAACAAGCCUGAAAAUACAUGAGAGAACACAUACAGGGGAGAAGCCUUUCCACUGCUCUCAGUGUGGGAAAAGAUUUUCCCAGUUAGGGGAUCUAAAAGAACAUAAGAGAACGCACACUGGAGAAAAGCCUUACCACUGUUCCCAGUGUGGGAAGAGAUUCACCCGGUCAGGAAACCUGAAAAAUCAUGAGCUAACACACUCUGUAUAUAAGCCUUAUCACUGCUCCCAGUGUGAAAAAACAUUUUUUUCAUCAAAUGCCCUGAAACAACAUGAGUUAACACAUGCUGAAGAGAAACCUUUCCACUGUUCCCAGUGUGGAAAGAGAUUUUUCUUAUCAGGGCACCUGAAAAGACAUGAGCUAAUACACUCUGCGGAGAAGCCUUUCCACUGUUCUUAUUGUGAAAAGAGUUUUAAGAGUUUAUGGAACAUGAAAGUGCAUCAGAAAACACACACAAAGGAGAAGCCUUCCACUGCUCCCACUGUGGGAUGAAAUGUACACGGUUUCAACUAUUCAGAGAGCAUGAAAGAAUCAACAGCGGAGAGAAGUUAUUAGUGGUCCCAGUGUGGGAAGGGAUAUAGAACAACACAUGGGAUUAGAGCCAUUUGUGAAAGAAAAUCUAUUUAAGAUAGUUUGGUUUAUUUAUUUAUUGUGUAUAAAAAUGUUGUGAAAGGUAUUAUUCACGUGGAAUAUCCCUUUACCAUGUUCUAGAAUCCUAGAAUUGUAGUUAAAGGGUUUCAUCUAAGAUGACUUGAGGGAACAUUUAUUUCAACAGUUUUUUUGGGGGGGGUAUCUGUACUUUACUUUUUUUGGUCCAAAAUGGUCCAAUUCACACACUUAUCAAGAGAACAUCCCUACUGCCUCUGAUGUGGCGGACUCACUAAACACAAACGCUUCAUUGGUAACUGAGUCAGGGGCUCCAACCCUCAGACAUAUCUGUGAAUUAAAAUAAAUAUAUAAUUGUGCUGUCUGGUUUGCCUAGUAUAAGGAAUUUGAAAUGAUUUAUACUUUUAACUUUUAAAAUCAAAUGCUUUUAGACUUUUACUCUAGUAUUUUACUGGGUGACUUUCACUUUUAGUUGAGUCAUUUUCUGUUGAGGCAUCUUUACUUUUACUCAAGUAUGAUGUAUCAAGUAUGAUUGGGUCCCACCACUGUUCAUCAACAAACUGUGUGACAAACCUGAACUUUCUUUUUGUGAGUAGCCUACAAAAAAUAAAUACAAUUUUGAGGACAAUGUUGGGCCAUUACACAUGUCUACUAGGGUACACAUGUCCACUAGGGUACGCAUGUCCACUAGGAUACACAUGUCCA